AUGGCGGCCCACUCAGCACGUACGUACGCAUUGGAAGCAACAGAUGGUGACAUCGAGCAUAUGUCUGAUUGGGGUAUGAGUUCUGAUGAAGAUGUAUUGUGGCAGCUGGAGGAGGACAUAAUCACGUGGCUGGAGUAUUGUGAAAUUGCUGAGCACAUUGUGCGCGAUUACUUGGCACCAAAUAUCGCUCAUAGUGCAAACAUAGAUGUGUACGAGCAGGUCGGCAUGUUCUUGUAUAUACUGGCGCAUGGGAAAGGAUAUCGGCAGGUGCAAACUCUAUUCGGGCAUUCGUUGCAGACCAUAUGUCAUUAUUUUAAAAAGGUUUUUUGGGCAUGCCUUGCGUUCAACGUGAACAUGGUAAAACCAGAUCCGAGGUACAACAAAAGCACAUGUCACCAUCAUCCGAAUUCGGAGUGCUAUCCACUAUUUCAGGAUUGUAUAGGUGCAAUCGACGGUACACAUGUGAGAGCUGGAACACGCGUGAUAGUCGAAUCUUGUCCCGAGCUGUGCAUAGUCAGGAUGUCAAUUUUCCGGUUCCGGCGAACGAAAAAUAUUACCUUUGUGGACUUAGGGUUCGCACACAGGCCGGGGUAUAUGGCUCCCUAUAAGGGUUCUGACAUUCGAUACCAUUUUCAACAAUUUCGUGAUGUGGGAGAUGGGCGACGGCGCCGUUUUCAAAAUGCACGUGAACGAUUUAAUUUUCACCACUCCUCCUGUCGAAACGUGAUCGAACGUGCAUUUGGUGUUUGGAAACAAAGGUGGAAGAUUUUUGAUUGGAUGCCUGGGUACAGUAUGCGUACGCAAACUGCUGUGGUUGUGGCCAUGAUGGGAAUACACAAUUUUCUUCGUAGGAACGAGCGUAUGGACGAGGGGUUUCGUAGAGCAGAAGAAGUGGAGGACGAAGAAGUUGAAAUAGAGCUACCAGACGAAGAAGAUGAAAUCGCCGUCGAGCGAGAUGCAAUAGCCAAGGACAAUGUGUUGUGGUACGCACUACGCGAUUAUAUGGCACAUGCACUACGUUAG
This is a messenger RNA of Olea europaea var. sylvestris, 1023 nucleotides long. RefSeq lists its product as uncharacterized. The transcript is spliced from 3 exons. Lineage: Eukaryota; Viridiplantae; Streptophyta; Magnoliopsida; Lamiales; Oleaceae. Bases 1 to 1023 code for a protein of 340 amino acids. The record is from RefSeq and is a predicted model, not a curated record.